Messenger RNA from Notechis scutatus (mainland tiger snake), 484 nucleotides. It is a transcript of the gene RPL37, whose product is annotated as ribosomal protein L37. Gene Ontology annotation, biological process: translation. NCBI's taxonomy places the organism in Eukaryota, Metazoa, Chordata, Lepidosauria, Squamata, Elapidae. Gene Ontology annotation, molecular function: structural constituent of ribosome; RNA binding. The record is from RefSeq and is a predicted model, not a curated record. Gene Ontology annotation, cellular component: cytosolic large ribosomal subunit; ribosome.
CUUGUGUUCCUCGCUUUUCCUUCCGUCUUGACCUCGGCGGACUUAUUCAGUUGUGGCUCUCUCUCUUUAACGGAAGCGUGUGGAAGACAUUGCGGAAGUGGGGGCGGGGUUAGUUCUUUCUCGUUCUGGCGGCUGAAAGAAGAUGACAAAAGGAACAUCAUCUUUUGGCAAGCGCCGCAACAAGACACAUACUUUGUGUCGGCGAUGUGGAUCCAAGGCCUACCAUCUCCAGAAGUCCACCUGUGGAAAAUGUGGAUACCCUGCUAAACGCAAGAGAAAGUAUAACUGGAGUGCUAAGGCCAAAAGGCGCAAUACUACUGGGACUGGCCGCAUGAGGCAUCUAAAAAAAGUCUACCGAAGAUUCAGGAAUGGAUUCCGUGAAGGAACAACGCCAAAGCCCAAGAGAGCUGCUGUUGUGGCUUCCAGCUCAUCUUAAGGACUCAGAUGUUGAUUUGAAAUAAAUGGCUACUCUACAAAAACAAAA